AUGAGAUCCGUCGAAGAGAUGGCCGCACCUCACAUUUUGUCAGCGAUCGAGCCAAUGAUAUCAGCAACGGGCAUGUCAAUGGGACAUCAUGGCACAUCGAAUCGCAGUCCGGAUGUCGAUCGAAAUUUGAGCAUCGUACUUGACGAUCGUGAUUUAUGGAUGCGAUUCCAGAAUUUGACUAACGAGAUGAUUGUUACGAAGAAUGGCAGACGAAUGUUUCCCGUAGUAAAAAUAACCACAAGUGGCUUGGAUCCUGCGGCGAUGUACACUGUCCUUCUGGAAUUCGUGCAAAUUGACAGUCAUCGUUGGAAAUAUGUAAAUGGCGAAUGGGUUCCCGGCGGAAAAGCUGAAGCGCCUCCAUCAAAUCCGGUCUACGUUCAUCCCGAAUCUCCUAAUUUUGGCGCGCAUUGGAUGAAAGAACCAAUUUCCUUUGCAAAAGUCAAACUUACGAACAAAACAAACGGUUCUGGACAGAUAAUGUUGAAUUCUCUGCACAAAUACGAGCCUCGUGUGCAUCUUGUGCGUGUUAAUUCUGAACAACGACGCGUUGUGACAUAUCCUUUUCCGGAAACGCAGUUCAUUGCUGUCACAGCGUACCAAAAUGAGGAAGUGACGUCACUUAAAAUCAAAUAUAACCCCUUUGCAAAGGCGUUUUUGGAUGCUAAGGAACGUCCUGACUCGACAUAUGCGCGAGAAAAUCAAACUUACGGAUGGUUUUUACCUCAUACAGCUUAUUCGGCGCCUCAACCGACGUUUAGCACAUCAGAUCGUUAUCAAUAUUCGUCAGCGGCGUCAUCGCAAAUGAGAAGUAAUCGAGUUACGCCUUAUACGACACAACGUCCCUCGAAACAAACGUCUGUUUCGCCGUCUCCCGUUCCAACAUCGAGUAAGAAAAUCAAUUUUUUGUAUAAAUUCUGAUUUUUCAAUGCUUUUUUUGUAGAAUCAAGUCCCGGAACAUCUUCAACGGCAUUUUCCGCAUAUCCCCCGAGUUCGUCAGCGUGGCAAAUGACACAAUCGUCUUCCGGCACAUAUUGGAAUAGUCCUGCCCCGAGCAGUCCGAGCUCCAUUCAAGCACAUAAUUCGUCACCGACGCCGUCAAAUGGCUCGCCACACUAUAACACAGCGUCGCCUACAUACAGUCACUCACAUUUGACGUCGCAAUAUAUUCCGGCGGUGAAUCAAGCGGAAAUUUAUCAAAAUGCAACGCCACCACCGCAGAUUUGCACAACUGGAUCACAUCAGAUUUAUCAUCCUCCACCAGCGGUCUCUCCAUCAACAUAUCAAAUCUAUGGAAACGUUUUGAACCCAAACACAAUCACAAAUUUGAGUUAUUCGACUUCGUGGCAUCCCGGCGAUUACUUUCAAUCAACUUACCAUUAUCCAACGGGAGACUACAUUCCAAUAAUCGGUGAUCUAAACACGUACGCUCAAACCGUAGAACCAAUCGAGCCAGUUAAAAUUCAUCCUGGAUUGUCACCGAGCUCAUUUUAUCACAACAAUAAUAACAACGAAGCAGUUGUUGUUGGUGAAGCUUCCGUCAUUCAAGAAAAUUGCAAUAGUAAUCGGACUCCAGAAAGAGAAAUUAAAACUUGGACUCCUUUGACGCCAUCAACGCCUGUUACUAAUAGCUAAGAAACGUGCAAAAAGAAAAAAAAAUAUGAAAAAAUGAUCUGAAGUUCUUGUAAAAAGUAUUAGAUAGUAUGGAAGUUAAUCAUUGUUGUUUAGACUCAAAAGUUAAGUUUUAGAAAAAAAG
This is a messenger RNA of Culicoides brevitarsis, 1753 nucleotides long. RefSeq names its product T-related protein (gene byn). Gene Ontology annotation, biological process: heart morphogenesis; regulation of transcription by RNA polymerase II; cell fate specification. The record is from RefSeq and is a predicted model, not a curated record. Gene Ontology annotation, molecular function: DNA-binding transcription factor activity, RNA polymerase II-specific; RNA polymerase II cis-regulatory region sequence-specific DNA binding. Gene Ontology annotation, cellular component: nucleus. NCBI's taxonomy places the organism in Eukaryota, Metazoa, Arthropoda, Insecta, Diptera, Ceratopogonidae. The transcript is spliced from 4 exons.